AUGGGUUGUUUCUGGUGUUGUAUGAACCAAAAACGUGUCGACAGGAAGAAAAGCAUUCACGAUUUCAAAGUUACAAAGGAAGACUCGUUUGCCGGAUUUUCUCUCGGAAAUGAUAGCUUUAGAAGAAGGUACAUAACGAAUAAGCUAGCACAGUACGGAAACGGGGACAUUUCUUCGCAAUUUUUCACGUACCAGGAGUUGUCCGCGGCCACCAACAACUUCAACUACAACUUGAUGAUCGGGGAAGGUGGUUUCGGGCGGGUCUAUAAAGGCCACAUUGCUAGCAAAAACACUGACGUUGCUGUUAAGAAACUCGAUAGACAUGGAUACCAAGGCAACCGAGAGUUCUUGGUCGAGGUUUUUCUGUUGAGUCUUCUUCAUCACUCGAAUCUUAUUGACCUGCACGGGUAUUGUUCCGAAGGCGACCAACGGAUUUUAGUUUACAAGUAUAUGCCCAACGGCUCUCUCGAAGAUCACCUCUUCAGUACGGUCGGAGAGCGACAACCGCUAGAAUGGGACAUAAGAAUCAAGAUUGCAACGGGUGCAGCAAGAGGGCUCGAAUACUUGCACGAUAAGGCUGAUCCGCCGGUGAUCUAUCGUGAUUUCAAAGCUUCAAACAUACUACUAGACGAAGAGUGGAAUGCGAAGCUUUCUGAUUUCGGGUUAGCCAAGUUGGCUCCAACCGGCAACCAGAAUCAUCUCACAACUAUGGUGAUGGGAACUUACGGGUAUUGUGCACCCGAGUAUGCCAUGACCGGUCGGUUGACCAGAAAAUCCGAUGUCUACAGCUUUGGAGUCGUGUUCCUUGAGAUGAUCACGGGAAGGAGAGUCAUCGAUAGUUCAAGACCAAGUGCAGAGCAAAUUCUAAUCGCUUGGGCAGAACCGUUAUUUAAAGACCGAAAAAGGUUCCAUUUGAUGGCAGAUCCAUCGCUCGAAGGGAGAUACCCGAAGAAGGAGCUCUACCAAGCUUUAGCCAUAGCGGCAAUGUGUCUUCAAGCAGACGCCACAAAACGACCGGUCAUAAGUGACGUGGUCAACGCUCUCGAGUUCUUAGCUUCAGGAAAGAACAAAGAACGACCAACGGUCGAUGAAGAUCACAAUGGUAGUUCCGGGAGCGAAUGA
Molecule: messenger RNA, 1122 nt
Organism: Cynara cardunculus var. scolymus (artichoke)
Lineage: Eukaryota; Viridiplantae; Streptophyta; Magnoliopsida; Asterales; Asteraceae
Product: probable serine/threonine-protein kinase PBL23
Exons: 5
Coding region: 1-1122 (373 amino acids)
Biological process (GO): protein phosphorylation
Molecular function (GO): ATP binding; protein kinase activity
Source: RefSeq, a predicted model, not a curated record